AUGUCUUCUGGAUACAAUGAUCGACCCCUUGCUCCUUUCGCUGGAAUUUUGAGCCUUGGAAUUGGGGAUACAAUGGCUUCAUUGGUUGGUCACAAAUAUGGUGUCCUCAGGUGGAGCAAAACUGGGAAGAAAACUAUUGAAGGCACUGCAGCUGGUAUAACGUCAGUCCUUGCUGCUUGCUCAGUAUUGCUUCCACUUUUAGCAUCCACUGGAUAUUUUCUUACUGAGCAUUGGAUCUCUCUACUCCUAGCUGUCACAGUGAGUGGAUUGUUGGAGGCCUACACUGCACAACUUGAUAAUGCAUUCAUACCACUUGUUUUCUAUAGCCUUCUAUGCUUGUAG
Messenger RNA from Dovyalis caffra, 342 nucleotides. NCBI's taxonomy places the organism in Eukaryota, Viridiplantae, Streptophyta, Magnoliopsida, Malpighiales, Salicaceae. The record is from the annotation of a GenBank genome assembly.